Molecule: messenger RNA, 1611 nt
Organism: Penicillium oxalicum
Lineage: Eukaryota; Fungi; Ascomycota; Eurotiomycetes; Eurotiales; Aspergillaceae
Product: tetrahydrofolate synthase
Exons: 3
Coding region: 1-1611 (536 amino acids)
Biological process (GO): tetrahydrofolylpolyglutamate biosynthetic process
Cellular component (GO): cytoplasm; cytosol; mitochondrion
Molecular function (GO): tetrahydrofolylpolyglutamate synthase activity; ATP binding
Source: RefSeq, a predicted model, not a curated record
AUGGCUCGUUCCUAUGAGGUACACUAUGACUCCCCGCAUCGAGGGUUCCCUCCGGUAGCUCAGCGCAGGGCUGCCAUCUCAGCACUCAAUUCCUUGCAAACAAAUUUUGCGAUCGUGGAGGAACUCAAAAAAUCGACCUCACGGGAAGACAUCAACAAGCGCUCACUCCCAGAGACAGUUGAAUGGCUCCGUCGUAUUGGAUACAAACCUUCAGAUCUGAAUCGAUUGAACUUGGUUCAUGUCGCCGGCACCAAGGGCAAAGGCUCAACCUCGGCAUUCAUCUCAUCGAUCCUCUCUCAGUACACUAAGCCAGAGCAAGACCAGUCUUCCCGGGUGCUUCACAAAAUCGGGCUCUACACCUCACCUCACCUUCGAUUUGCGCGAGAACGCAUCAAGAUCGAUAACCAACCGCUUACUGAGGAACAGUUUGCUCGAUAUUUCUUCGAAGUAUGGGAUCGUCUGGACGCCGCCGCCCAGGCCGCGGGCGAAGACCCCUCGUCGCUGAGCACAAAGCCCCAAUAUUUCCGCUACCUGACCUUGAUGGCCUUCCACACGUAUUUGAGUGAAGGAGUUGACGCAGCGGUGAUUGAAUGUGGAAUUGGAGGAGAAUACGAUUGUACCAAUGUGAUCGAACAACCGAAGGUCACGGCCAUUACCAGCCUUGGAAUUGACCACACUGCCCUGCUAGGCACAACCAUUGAAAAAAUCGCAUGGCACAAGGGUGGUAUCAUCAAAGCAGGAGCCAGAGCAUUCACAGCGCCGCAAGCGCCAAGUGCAGAGGAAGUGCUCGCCGAGCGGGCCGCUGCCAAAAACACUCAGCUGGACGUCGUCUCCCAGCAUCCCGAGCUUCGUCCAGAGACUAGCCAAGUGCAACUUGGCUUGGCUGGUGACUUCCAGUAUACCAAUGCAUCUGUCGCAGUUGCAACGGCUGCUGAGUUCUUGCGGAAAACCGGCACAGCGCAGGUUUCCGAAAAUAUCAUGUCGGAACCGCUUCCUGAGAAGUUCAAGGCUGGUCUCACCAAGGCUCGCUUGGGUGGACGGUGUGAAACUCGCUUUGAAAAGAAUGUGGCUUGGUAUAUCGAUGGCGGGCACACCCUGGAGAGCAUCCGCCUGGCUGGCCAGUGGUUUGCCUCGCGCAUCCAGGCUGACUCAUCUAGUGAUAUUGCUGCCAGAAAAACGCGAGUUUUAAUCUUUAACCAGCAAACUCGAGACAGUACUGCUUUGGCUCGAGCUCUCCACGAGACUCUUUCAGCCGCUUUGCAGUCCGGCACGCCUUUCACGCACGCGCUCUUUUGCACGAACGUGACAUACAAACAAGCGGGCUUCCGUCCUGACCUGGUCAGUAUGAACACGAAUGCGGACGAUCUCGAGCUGCUCCGUGUCCAGAAGUCUCUUGCUACGGCAUGGAAUGAGAUCGAUCCGGCUGCUCAAACUCACGUCUUUGGAACUAUUGAGGAAGCCGUUGACUUUGCCCGAGACGUCGCUGCCCAAGAACGCCAGGUUCUUCAAAAGGACGAGGCGCCUGUCAUGACAUUUGUUACUGGCAGUUUGCAUUUGGUGGGGGGCUUCCUUGACGUUAUUGAGACCAAGCCAUACUCCGAGGCUGCUUGA